AGCGCGCGCGAGAGAGACGGGGCAUCCUCCCCUCGCUGCCUCCCGUCCCGGCCUCGUUGUCAUGGCGACGGGUUUGUGACCGUCGCGGCCUACUCAGACUCCGGCCAUCUUCAGGCCUCGGCCUCGCGUGCCCAGCAGCUUCGCCCUCUCUCGCCUUCCUGCUCGUCGGAGCCAUGGCCUCGCGCAGUGCCGGGACUCUCCUGACCCAGAACAACGCGGUCUAUGUGCCGCCGGGACUCAUGCCUGGGUACCGUGGGCAUGUCCCCAACGUGACGUUUACUUUUGGCGAUACCUAUGGAAAUACUACCAUGAAAUCUUUCCAAGAUUUCCGCAGUCGUGCCAUGGAAACCAGCUGUAGUCCAUACAGCAAAGGGGGACAGUUCCCCACCCUCUUCUCCCCUGACCCAGGCUUGGUGCUUGGGGCGAGGGCAAGGGGCUGGGACAGGUGGCUGCACACCCCAAACUACUCUCGCUUCAAUUUGGAUUUCAACCGCUCAGAAGAACUGAAAGAGUUCUACAAGCUUUCCCAGAUGCAUCGCGAGCAUUACAGGGACAAGACCGGGAGGGUGCAGCAGGUUCCCUAUUUCGUGCUGCCUGUGAAGGAGAAGGACAAGUACCCUCACCCUCUUGAUCUGUCUGACAGCAUUUAGCUCUUUCUUUAAAAACAAAUUCCCAACACAGCAAACACAUUGGCCUGAAAAUGCCACCCUGUUCUUCAGGAAGAACCUUCUCUUUCCUCCUGUAGUGCCCUUCAGAUGCUCCUGGAUGGCAGGAGAUGUUUACAGCUUAAUUGUGAUCUGUAUCCCUUCAGAGGAGGAAUGGGGCUUAUUGGCAGUGAUGAAUGAAGGAUCUGGGGCUUGGGGAGAGCUUUCUGUUUGGAAAAUGUGGCAGGGCAAUUUUGGUUGUGUGUGUGUGUGUGAGAGAAAGAGAGAGAGAGAGACAGACAGACUGCUUAUAGGAGUUGACAGAAUGGCAUUAAUAUGCUCACAGAAGGCAGGGAGGAUGGCAAUGCAUCUAAGUUGAACAUAUUAGGAAGCUGUCUUCUUCCAUGGACACUGGUCCAUCUAGCCCAGUAUAGUCUACUCUGACCGGCAGCAGCUCUCCGAAGUUCCAGGCUGAGGGAAGCCUUCUCCAGCUCUGCUACUUACCUAGCAGGGAGACACCAUGAUCACAAAGGUGGUUUUCUCAGGGUGAAGCUCAUCCAUUGCAUCCCUGCGAUUUCCCCAAAUGCAGGAAACUCGACUGCAUUCGACUGUGGUAGUUUCAAAGAGUUUCUUGGAACUGGAGAUUGAACCUGGGGCCUUCUGCAUGCAAAACAGUAGGGCCUCCCCGCCCUGAACUGUGGCUCUUUCCUUUGGUAUCUUGACAGCACAUACCCAAACAUGCAUUCUUGACAUUUGGGCAAACAGUUCCUGGAAUGCCUUGACUGCCCACUCCAGCUUCUGUUCUCAUGAUCACUGAAGCAGAAGAGAAUUCCCAUUUCACAACAAUAAUGAACUGAAAAGAGUGGGGGAGAAAUCCUGCCUUUUUCCAGAUGGUUAAAUAGUAUUAAAGGAUAAGAACUUCUUUGCUGCUGCCUCCGAGGACAUCUCUGUGUGGGUUAUCCUCUCCACGUGGCUCAUAGGCAGGACUAUGCAAAUUAGUGUUUGAAGACGCCUUAAGACCCUGGGGAGAAUAGCCCCACCCAGUUCUUUUAUUCCUGCAUUGGCUUCAGGCAGAUUUCAGUCCCUCUGAGAAUAUUCCCUCCUACUCUUCAUUCGGUCCUCCAUUAUUAUUUUUCUGCCUUUCCAUUCUAUUUCACCUACUAAAAAAGAUGAAGAAAGCCAUUUUUUCCUUCCCGCUUCCCCCUGCCCCCCUCCCCACCUUUCGAUCCAUUUGUGCCUGUCUCCCUAUCUGGUCUGCCAUGGAGCACAGGCAGCGGAUUUGCAACAUUCUUCUCCCAAAGGGGAAAAUCCAGGAAGGGCUUCCCAAGCCCAUUCAGGCCACCGGAACACCCCAGGACAUGCUGCCCCCAGCCGGGCCUUUGCCGUGAGAAGAAAGUACCCUGAAAAACGCUGAGCUCUGUCUCUUGCUUUCGGGUCAUGAGACCAGGAGCAGAGCAGCACAGUGAGGAGGAACGUGCUCGGGCGGCAUGGGCCAGGCUAUGGACUUAAUCCCUCCCCCGAACAACACCAUAGUUCCCUCAGUGCUUUCAGAAGAUGCUGAAGUGCCUCCAUCCACCCUGCUGGGCCGCACUGAGCCUGCGAUUCCACAAAACAAUCAAAAUCCCCCUCCACCAGUCAUCCCAGGCCUGAGUGGAGUGGCGAGGAAUGGAAAUAACACGUGCCGGACUGCUACAGCAACACAGUUUUUGGUGGGGCCGCAACCUAGGCAGCUUCUCUACCACCAUUGUGCUUUCCAUGGGGCAGACUCGAGCAGCGACAACCAGCUAUUCAGACCCCAAGAGCACAAGCAGUGAGCUCUGCACGUAUCAGUUCUUCUUCUUUUUCCUUGGGGUUACCCCAUACCCAAAACAACCUCCCAUCAGGCAAACUUAAGGGAUUUUCCAGGGAAAAUGCUGGCACUUCUGGUUCCAGGAGAUACUGGCAUGCUUCUUUGAGCAUUAUGAUCAAGUAAAAACAAAAAAGCAAAAAGGUCCAGAAGGGAGCCAUCCUCCUCUUCCACCCCGCUCUGGAUUCCUCUGAAUCCAAGAGCCCCUCUCCUAAAAAAGCUAAGAAAAAACCAAAAGCAUACCAAAAAGUCCAAAAAUGGGAAGUCUAAGUCUCCCCCCCGCCCAAGGUCCAAAAUAGGCAGAAGUAUGCAUUCACUCUUCAGAGCUCUCUAGCCCCAACUCACCUGAUCCAAAAUGUCCACAGCUAAGGGUUCCUAAUGAUCCUCCCAGUUGGGCAUCCCCUGCAGGCCCCAGCAACCCUCCCACCUAUACAGCGCCCCACCAACCCUGGAGAGGUUGGAGUGGAAAUAAUUCCCGUUGGGGAUGGAGUUCCAGUGCAUCGAUCUUUUGCACCAACUAUCCUAAUGACCACUAGAUUCAUUGGGAGGAGAGGUAGCUAGUGAGGGUCUCCUUACCUGUCCCUGCUUUCCUCUGCCCUAUAACCCCUGCUUUGGCUCCUCCAGGGUUUCCUGUAGUGAGUCAGUCCUCUUCCUUUCCUCCUAGAGAGAAGAUUGAAACAUCUUCCCCCCCCCCCGCCUAUUCAUUAUGUAGCUGAUAGAUAGGAUAGAUCUUUCCUGUCCCAAAUGUAUUUCACUAAUAAACCCAUUUCGUUUACAGUGAUCUCCAUGAAUGUUACUUAAAUAGCUGCAACAACUAAACUACACUCUGUAACUGGAGUGGUAGCUUCCUUGAUGCUUUGCUUAAUAAUCACAAACCCCAACAGAAGACCCUAUGGGACAACCAAUCUUGCCAUGCACUAUGGGACAACCAGACGCAAAUCCGGCAGGAGAUCCCGGGGCAAAACCACCCGAUAAAGAAGGGAAGUGGUCUGAUGGACAAGAACCAGAGAGUAUGGAGGCUCCUCAGAGACUUUUCCAAUCUUCAGACUUUGGGCCCCUCAUGAACAAGACCUUUCAUACCGUGCAUCUCAAUCCAUCCCCUCCCUUGGAGGUUCAUCCACUCUCUAAGAGUACAAAACACACACCCUGCAAAGAAAUAGAAAUUCUAACGCAGUCUGACUAAACAAACUUCCCUAGACUAAACUUCCCUUUUUCUUAAACUCACCAAACUCCAGAUGAGAAUUCAAGCUUCUUGCCCUCCUAUCUUUCAAGGAUACACAGAGUUAUUUUUCCUGCAGCCAUCCUCCAUGGCCACAUGUCUUUCUCUCUUCUAACAAAGACCUCUCCUUCUUGUUCCCAGAAUUCCCUGCAACUGCUCUCUAGGUCCCACCCACCUGGUGUACUAACAUAAGAACAGCGCUGCUGGAUCAGGCCCAAGGCCCAUCCAGUCCAGCAUCCUGUUUCACACAAUGGCCCGCCAGAUGCCACUGAAAACCUACAGGCCGGAGUUGAGGGCAUGCCCCCUCUCCUGCUGUUACUCCCCUGCAACUGGUACUCAGAGGCAUCCUGUCUUUGAGGCUGGAGGUGGCCCUCCGACUAGUAGCUGUACUGAUUGGCUGCCCUGGAGUUCACCAGCGUGUCAGUCAAGACAAGGGUUCACUCCCUAUUAUCUCUUUAGGGGCAGGGGUGGCUGAUCACUACAGCCUACAUAAAAUGCACAGAACAUAUCAGAACCAUGGAGUCACUAUUCGUAAUCUUGCCAUGCACUAUGGGACAACCAGUUACUCCAUCCUCUAUUGGCAGGUAGAUAAAGGCCUGCAUAUCACUUGCUUACCAAUCCCCAAAUCUUUGGGCGUCUAUGCACAUCUUCGCUCACUCCACCAGAGCUACAGCGGCAUCAGUGGCGUAUUCCACAAAUGCCCCAGUACACGGGAUUUGUAGGGCAGCUACAUGGAAAGCACCCUCUACAUUUACCAGACAUUAUAAUUAUAAAUUGGAGUAUUUCACCUCUGCCCAUGCAGAGUAUUUCGCCUCUGCCCAGGAAAACAAACAAAUGGAUCGUAGAAGAAAUCAAUCCAGAAUUUUCACUCAAGGCACAAAUGACCAGCCUCAAAUUAUCAUACUUCAGACACAUUAUGCGAAGACCCAGCUCCCUUGAGAAGUCCAUAUUGCUGCGGAAAGUUGAAGGAAAGAGAAGAAGAGGACAACCAGCAGCAAAGUGGAUGGACUUGGUGACAACAGCAAGGAAUGCACCACUGAGAGACCUUAAAGGCCAAGUUGACGACAGAUCAUCCUGGAGAGAAUCUAUCUAUGUGGUUGCUAAGAGUCGGCACCGACUUGACGGCACUUAACCAACCAACCAGCCAACCAGUAAAUGGACUGUCUAUGGCAAAUGGAACUCCUUCUCUGGGUUUUUGACCUUAAAGGCCAAGUUGGACAGAUCAUCCUGGAGAGAAUCUAUCUAUGUGGUCGCUAAGAGUCGAUACCGACUUGAUGGCAUUUAAUCAAGCAAGCAAGCAAGCAAGCAAGCAAGCAGCUUUUGGUAGGUGUGUACUUGAGCAGAUGCUUCUUCCUGAGUAGGCAGGAUGCCCCUUCCUAAGGUGUUGCAGGGCUGCAGUAUGUUCCACACAGAGAUGUCCUUGGGAGCUGCAGCAGAGAACAGAGCAUUGGUUCACUUACUGUGAAGGCUUCUUCUUGCUGCUGCAUCUGACGACAUCUCGCCCCGCCCAUGAGGCACCCAUGCACCUAUAGCCUAUACCUACCAGGUUAUCAUUGAUUUGUCUCAUCUUUGUUUCAAGCGAGGUUCUAAUUGUGUUAGUUGGAUCGAGGUGCUGUUCUGCCUCUUGGCCUAAAAGAACUGGGUGGGGCUAUGCUCCCCAGGCUCUUAAGGUGUCUUCAAAAACUAAUUUGUAUAGUCCUGCCUAUGAGCCAUUUGGAGAGGAUAACCCACCCAGAGAUGUCCUCAGAUGCAGCAGCAAGAAAAUGCCUUCACGGUAAGUAAACCAAUGCUCCGAUUUGGGUUGGAUCACCUUAGGUAUCUAGCACAAAAGUCUGACAUAGCAGACACUUUGGCCUCUGAAAAGUCCUCCGCAUUCUUCAAGAAGGAAUUUUCUUUCUCAUAUCUCCCUGCUCCUGUGAAAUCUUUUCUGUUGAGGAAGAGAUUUUUUAUUUUUCUUGAGGCACUCCUGUCUGUGGCUAUCUAUCCCCCACUGCCGGGUGGGAUAGAGGACCUGUUGGGAUGGGAUAUCAGGGAGGUGGAGGAAGAGAUAAGCAGCCUCUCCAUGCUUGCUUCCUUUCUGCCGAGAUGCACCUAUCAAGCAACUUGGGAAUUCUGUUUGGCUUCAUGGAUUAUGAGUACAGAACUGGGAGGGGAAAGUUAUUCCUGGCCUCUUCGCUUAUAUUUCCAGAAUGUGCUUGCUUCUUAGCUUCUUGGUCUAGGUUAUGGGGAUGGCUGUUCCCUGUAAACCAACAUGCUCUCUUCUAGCUGUUCCAAACCAUUGCAUCCUUUUGCUGGCUGCCUUUUAGCAGGGGUUGAUGAUGGAGAGGAGCUACGAGUUAAUUUGGAAACUGUGUAGUAGCAAACUCCCCUGGCUGAAGGAACCCACAUGUGUGAGUGGGGCAUUCCCUCCAAGCUCAUGUCUGUAAUGUUGUCUUAUGUAACCUGAAAGCUGGUGCAUGUCAUUCUAAAAGACUAGGGAAGCGUCUGUGGAAUGCUUUUUGUUCAUGACCCAUUCUCUUUUUCUCUUUGGAUGGAUUGCUUUGAAUAAAUCCUACUAGUUGUACCUUUAA
Molecule: messenger RNA, 6279 nt
Organism: Hemicordylus capensis (graceful crag lizard)
Lineage: Eukaryota; Metazoa; Chordata; Lepidosauria; Squamata; Cordylidae
Gene: CIMIP2C
Product: family with sequence similarity 166 member C
Exons: 4
Coding region: 174-650 (158 amino acids)
Source: RefSeq, a predicted model, not a curated record